CCCUUAAAUUGGAACCCGCUUUUUGAAAACCAGAGCUGCAGAGUAAUUUUCAUAGGCCGUUCGGUUCAUGGCUUUCGGUUCGGGCGUUUUCAUAGGACGAAUAUAGAAGCGAAAAGUCCCCGCUCGCGCCCCCUCAGCCUACCCACGUGGCUGGAGACUUCCAGAAAAAAAGCUGCUGCAGGCGCUGCGCGCGACCCUUCUGCUCCUGCCUGUCUGCUUCUGCGGCCCCGUUCCGGCCUUCGCCACCAUGUUGUGCGCCGCUCGCCUGCUGCUUCCGCGCCGUGGAGGGAGCGUCCUCGGGCCUGCCCAGGUUACCUGGAAUGGAGUAAGUCAAAGUAUUCUUAGAGCUGUAGCAAGCAGGAAAUAUGCCUCAGAAGCAAUCAAAGGUGCUGUCAUUGGUAUUGAUCUUGGCACAACCAAUUCUUGUGUGGCAGUUAUGGAAGGAAAGCAGGCAAAGGUGCUGGAAAACUCAGAAGGUGCCAGAACUACCCCUUCUGUUAUAGCAUUUACAAAUGAUGGCGAGCGAUUGGUUGGCAUGCCUGCUAAACGACAGGCUGUGACAAAUCCCCAUAAUACCUUAUACGCAACCAAGCGGCUAAUUGGGCGACGAUACGAUGAUUCAGAAGUACAGAAAGAUAUCAAGAACGUUCCUUUUAAAAUUGUCCGUGCUUCUAAUGGCGAUGCCUGGGUCGAAUCUCAUGGAAAGCUUUAUUCCCCAAGCCAGAUUGGUGCCUUCAUAUUAAUGAAGAUGAAAGAGACUGCAGAAAAUUACCUGGGGCAUCAAGCAAAAAAUGCUGUGAUCACAGUCCCUGCUUAUUUCAAUGAUUCUCAGAGGCAGGCUACCAAAGACGCUGGGCAGAUUGCUGGACUGAAUGUUUUAAGAGUAAUAAAUGAGCCCACAGCUGCUGCACUGGCCUAUGGCUUAGACAAAGCUGAAGACAAAGUUAUUGCAGUUUAUGACUUGGGGGGUGGUACUUUCGAUAUUUCUAUCUUGGAAAUUCAGAAGGGAGUCUUUGAAGUUAAAUCUACCAAUGGUGACACUUUCUUGGGUGGUGAAGAUUUUGACCAGGCCUUGUUGCAGCAUAUUGUAAAAGAAUUCAAGAGAGAGACAGGUGUUGAUUUAACUAAAGAUAACAUGGCUCUACAGAGAGUGAGAGAAGCCUCAGAAAAAGCAAAGUGUGAACUCUCUUCUUCAGUCCAGACAGACAUUAACUUGCCAUAUCUUACAAUGGAUGCUUCUGGGCCAAAGCAUUUGAAUAUGAAGCUGAGUCGCUCUCAAUUUGAAGGAAUUGUGGCUGAUCUGAUUAGGAGGACAGUAGCCCCUUGCCAAAAAGCCAUGCAGGAUGCUGAAGUCAGCAAGAGUGACAUUGGAGAAGUUAUCUUAGUUGGUGGCAUGACCAGAAUGCCAAAGGUGCAGCAAACUGUACAGGACAUGUUUGGCCGUGCCCCUAGCAAAGCAGUUAACCCUGAUGAAGCUGUUGCUAUUGGCGCUGCCAUCCAAGGAGGCGUGCUGGCUGGUGAUGUGACAGAUGUGUUGCUGCUGGAUGUGACUCCUCUUUCCUUGGGAAUUGAGACACUGGGAGGAGUGUUCACUAAGCUCAUCAACAGGAAUACUACUAUUCCAACCAAGAAGAGCCAGGUAUUUUCUACAGCUGCUGAUGGGCAGACCCAAGUGGAGAUUAAGGUCCAUCAGGGUGAAAGAGAAAUGGCUGGUGACAACAAACUACUUGGCCAGUUUACUUUGGUUGGGAUUCCACCAGCUCCACGUGGAGUACCCCAGAUAGAGGUCACUUUUGACAUUGAUGCUAAUGGAAUUGUUCAUGUUUCUGCAAAAGACAAGGGCACAGGACGGGAACAACAAAUUGUGAUCCAGUCUUCUGGUGGCCUUAGCAAAGAUGACAUUGAGAAUAUGGUGAAAAAUGCAGAGAAGUAUGCAGAAGAAGACAGACGAAGAAAGGAACGUGUUGAAGCUGUAAAUAUGGCAGAAGGAAUCAUCCAUGAUACAGAAACAAAGAUGGAGGAAUUCAAAGAUCAGCUGCCUGCUGAUGAGUGCAACAAAUUGAAAGAAGAAAUUGCAAAAAUGCGAGAGCUGCUGGCUCGUAAAGAUAGCGAAACAGGCGAGAACAUCAGGCAGGCAGCAUCCACCCUGCAGCAAGCAUCCCUGAAACUUUUUGAAAUGGCCUACAAAAAGAUGGCAUCAGAGCGGGAGAGUUCUGGAAGCUCUGGAGAUCAGAAGGAAGAAAAGCAAUAACCCAGUCAUGCUUAGACUGGAGGAGGAAGAGGGCAAAUGUUCCAAAGCUUGGGAGCCAGAGGACCUUCCUGAGCAGCUGUGGGCAGAUUUUCAUCUUACUGUGUUUUUGCAGUAUUCUAUUCUAUACAUAAUUUCCUAAAUGUAUAAAUUUAGUGAUGUGUCUAGUAGUGAAAUCUAAAGUAAUGCAAGACAACUCCCCUAGUUCCAGUGACAUUUUCAAAUGCACCCUGAAGAUUCAUGGAGCUCUUGCCUCCUAAGCAGGAGUAAACCCAGCAGUAAUUCCCAGAGGUUUGGUAACCAUGUCACAGAUUCUGGGUGGGGCUUAGAGCCCCAGUCCCUGAAUUGUAAGUUCCAUCAUUAAUAAUGGAUCCUCCUUUUGGGAACAGAUUUCUGCUCUGUAGUGUGAAGGGAUUAGGAUGGAGAACUGGGUUCAGCAGAGGUGGGGCUUUCUAUUCGGGUAGAGAAGAUACAGAUCUGCACCUUACCUUAAUAUCCUUGUACUGAAGGAAAUGGGUUGCUUUCAUGUAGCUGUGACUAUAAAUAAGGCUACUCUGAAGCUCCAUGCACUGCUUGUCUAGGCUUUCUGCUCUACCCAGUGUCUUUUCUCCAUACAGAAAAACAGCUUCCUUACUAUUAAUAAAAUGAUUCUUAUUGGA
Molecule: messenger RNA, 2907 nt
Organism: Hemicordylus capensis (graceful crag lizard)
Lineage: Eukaryota; Metazoa; Chordata; Lepidosauria; Squamata; Cordylidae
Gene: HSPA9
Product: heat shock protein family A (Hsp70) member 9
Exons: 17
Coding region: 248-2251 (667 amino acids)
Biological process (GO): protein refolding; cellular response to unfolded protein
Cellular component (GO): mitochondrion; cytoplasm
Molecular function (GO): heat shock protein binding; ATP-dependent protein folding chaperone; ATP binding
Source: RefSeq, a predicted model, not a curated record